Molecule: messenger RNA, 2688 nt
Organism: Microcebus murinus (gray mouse lemur)
Lineage: Eukaryota; Metazoa; Chordata; Mammalia; Primates; Cheirogaleidae
Gene: DACT2
Product: dishevelled binding antagonist of beta catenin 2
Biological process (GO): negative regulation of nodal signaling pathway
Cellular component (GO): cytoplasm
Source: RefSeq, a predicted model, not a curated record
AUGUGGGCGCCGGGCGGCCCUCCCGCGGGCUGGGACCGGCGCAGGGUGGGCGCACGGCUGCGCGCGGCGCUCGCGGCGCACGAGCUGCAGGGGCUGCGCGCCACGCAGCAGGCGCGCGCGGGCGCCCUGGCCGCGCAGCCCGCCGGGCCCGCCGCCCCGCGGCCCCGCGCGCAGGAGCUGCGGCUGGAGGCGGCGCUGGCGGCGCUGCAGGAGCAGCUGGCCCGGCUGCGGCAGCAGGACGUCGGCCUGGGGACCCACCUGGACCAGCUGGGCCAGCAGAUCAGCCGGCUGCAGCUGGACGUGGGCACUGCCCCUGGCGAGGCCCUGGACAGCGACAGCCGGCCCAGCUCAGGCUUCUACGAGCUGAGUGACGGCGGCUCCUGCUCCCUGUCCACCUCCUGCGCCUCCGUCUGCAGCGACCGUGUGUCCCCCUCCCUGGGCACGCUGCUGCCCGCGGCCCAGCCCGCCUCGGCCAGGCCCUGCGUGGGGGACUGGCGGCCCCGGUCGGCGGACGAGACCUCCGUGUCGGUGUGGAGGCCCCAGGCCGCCGAGGACGGCAGCGGGCCCCUGGGCACGGCGGGGGGCACAGGCCAGCCGUGGGGCAUGUUCCGGCCCCGGCCGGUGUCCACAGGUGACCUGGACCGAGCCCAGCCAGCGGGCGCGGGGCUGCAGAAGGCCGGCACGGACCCCCAGGCGCCACCGGCCCCCCGCCCGGGCACCGACGCCCCGCCCCGCACGCCCGACCCCCACUUCCAGCGGGACCUGGUGUGGCAGGGGGGCAGGGAGGUGUACCCGUACCCCAGCCCCCUGCACGCGGUGGCCCUGCAGAGCCCCCUGUUUGCGCUGGCCCCCGAGAGCCUGCGCAGCGACGGCCCCUCGCCCCCGGGGAAGCCCCUCCAGGGCCCCACGGGUGCCUGCACCGUGCGGACCGGGCCCGUCCCGGAGGCCGGCACGGCCAGAGCCUACAUCGACAGGCUGCUGCGCCUGCGGGGCUGCGGGACCCCCCCAAGGGGCGGUGUGGGGGAGCAGGGCCCCCCGCGGCGGGAGGUGUCCCCAUCCCCACGGGAGCCGGGGGGCGGCGUGAGGAUGGACAGGGAAGGUUGGCUCCAGAGGCUGGUCUCGGGCCCAGGGAGGGCGGCCAGUGGGGACAGCCCCCCGCAGCAGGGACCCGCACCCCUCGUGGGCACCCGGCACCCCUGCAGCCCCCCCGAGGAGGGGCCCAGGCCCUGCAGUCGCCGUGUCCUGGGGGAGGCCGCUGGGAGCCCCCCGCCCGGCCCCCAGGCCUGGCAGCGUCCCCCGGCCGUGUGGCCAUCCCAGCAGGUAGACCCGAGCCGCCCUCUGGCCUCGGUGCCCCUCCCUGCCAGGGAGGCUUCCCCGCCCAGGCCAGACUCGGGCCAGCCCAAGACAAAGGCCGCGAAGGUCAGGAGAAGGUCUGGUGACAAGGUGCCGAGGUCCGGGAAGCAGGUGGCCCCGGCACCAGAGAGGCAGUGGGGUGCCCACGCGGCUCCCUGGCUCCCCCCAGAAUGGGGCCCUCCCCGCCGGGCCCAGGCGCUGGGCGGGCUCAGGAGGCCCCCCCAGGCCAGGGAGGCGCCCGGGCGCUCCUGCUCAGAGUCCACCCUCUACCCGGUGCCCGUGCUCCUGCCGCUGGUGGUGGCCCCCGGGGAGAGGUGCGGCGCGGCCCACGCCCUGUUCCCCCUGGCGGCUGCCCCUCUGGGCGGGGCGGCCCGGGGGAGGCAGCGCAGGUGGCAGUCCACCGUGGAGAUCUCAGCUGGGGCCAGCCCCGCCCGCGGUCCCCAGCCCAGCCCCGGCACGCCCAGGCCGGCCACCCGGAGAGCAGGCGGCCCCUGGGCCCAGGGCAGGCCCUCGCUGGCCCGUCAGGACGCCCGGGCCGGGAGCGAGUCGGACCCCUCCGAGCACUCCGCGGACUGCGCCUCCCUCGCCCACUCCACCAUUGCGGAGACCAGCGGGGAGGAGGCCAGCGACCACACGGCCAACCGCUUCGGGGACCGGGAGUCCGGCGGCAGCGACUCUGAGAAUGGCGUCCAGAGCCGCGGCCGGGCGCGGGACUGCGGGGCGGCCGGGCGGGGGCAGUGGGCCUGGCCGCGGGCGGGACCCCCGGGGGGCUCGAGGCCACCCCUGCCCCCCGUGCCCAAGCUGUGCCGCGUGAAGGCCUCCCGGGCGCUGAAGAAGAAGAUCCGCAGGUUCCAGCCGGCCGCGCUGAAGGUCAUGACCCUGGUGUGAGCGGUGGGCACCGCUGGCGCCUGGCGGCAGGCUCUGGGCCACCCCAGGCCGCUCAGCAUGCAGAGGGGCUCGCGGGUCAGACGGCUGUGCCCGUGAGGACGGCCAGGAGCUCUGGGGGUGACUGUCCCCACCCCGGCGAGGACGUUUGCGGACAGCUUUGAAGUUUCGGAUGUUGUGAGCCACCCUGGCCGCCAUGCUGUCCUUCCAGCGUCCCCCAUGUCUCUGUCCUGGGCUGGGGUCCCACACGUGGCUCUCACCGUCUGUCCCCUUGACCGGCCUGUGUCCCCGUCUUUUCCCAUCAUCCCUCCCCUGAGAUCCUGCCCGGGCGGCAGUCGCAGGACUGCGCCAUGGACGUUGAACUUGAACCCGCGUUAGGCUCUCAGUGUGGAUAAACGCUCCGGUUAUGCCAUUACCUUCUGGAAUAAAAUGAACAUUUUUUAAAAAUUG